Closterium sp. Naga37s-1 is the source of this 1149-nucleotide messenger RNA. Lineage: Eukaryota; Viridiplantae; Streptophyta; Zygnematophyceae; Desmidiales; Closteriaceae. The record is from the annotation of a GenBank genome assembly.
AUGCACGUUAUGAGACGUCUCACUACUGACGGCGCUGCAGAUACCAAACGUGGUGCCUGCCUCUUCCUGAUUGCCUGCCUCUUCCUGAUUGCCUGCCUCUUCCUGAUUGCCUGCCUCUUCCUGAUUGCCUGCCUCUUCCUGAUUGCCUGCCUCUUCCUGAUUGCCUGCUCAGCCAUCCCUCCAUCCCUCCUACUCCCCCUCCCUCCCCGCAAUCCUCCUGUUCAGGUGCUCUUGGGAGCGGGCAUGCUCACGGCGCUUGUCCUCCCCCGCCCCCUCGCCCUCGCCCUCACGGCCGUCGCCCUCCUGCCGCCCAUUCUGCGCACUGCGCUGCACAGCUGGCGCUGGAGCCACGCCAGGAAGGGCGGUUCCGGGGGGGGUGCAUCUGGAAGAGAGGGGGAGACGGGGGAGAAGGGGGAGGGGAAGGCGGAGGGGAAGGGGGAGGGGAAGGCGGAGGGGAAGGGGGAGGGGAAGGCGGAGGGGAAGGGGGAGGGGAUUAAGGGGGACGUUGGAGCUGAGAGGGAGGGGCUUCUGGGGGAGGUGCUACUUGAGGCAGAUAAGGCAAUGGCGAAUGGCAAGGAGAACGGAGUCAGUGGGCGGCACGAGGCGGCAGCUUCCGGAAACUUGUUAUCUGUGAACGGGAUUGAUAUAUUCCAGGGCCGGAUGGCUGGCAAGAUGGAUGGCGACUUUUGUCUGUUUCUGAUCGGGGCGAGAGCUAACAAUCCCUUCCCACUGGGCCCGUCCUUUGCUUCGGUCGGGGAGGUCUUCGGGCAAGCUGUGAGGGAGCUGGAGCAGGAGAGCGAAAAGUUCGGGUACCUGGGGGGCGACUACUAUGUGGGGAUGGACACGACACGUGGCUCGCAGGCAUUGGCUGUCAUGUACUGGCGCUCAUACGACCACCUUGUCUCGUAUGCCAACGACCAGAACCUCGUGCAUGGCUCAGCAUGGAAGCGAAUGACUCGGUUGUUGAGGGACGGCCCUGACAUCGGCGUGUGGCACGAGUCAUAUGCAAUCAAUGCUGGGCACACCCUGGUGUACUCCAGCACCGCAGCAGCCUUAGUCUCCCCAGUCGUAACGAAAACAGGGUUAGUCCCCAACCCCCAGACCUUAUUCCCCACCGUCCGAUCGCCCCCUCCCCUCCUCCUCAGAUGA